Messenger RNA from Leucoraja erinaceus (little skate), 3822 nucleotides. RefSeq names its product tribbles pseudokinase 3 (gene trib3). Gene Ontology annotation, cellular component: nucleus. Gene Ontology annotation, molecular function: mitogen-activated protein kinase kinase binding; protein kinase activity; ATP binding. The transcript has 4 exons. Bases 929 to 1966 code for a protein of 345 amino acids. The record is from RefSeq and is a predicted model, not a curated record. Lineage: Eukaryota; Metazoa; Chordata; Chondrichthyes; Rajiformes; Rajidae. Gene Ontology annotation, biological process: protein phosphorylation; positive regulation of proteasomal ubiquitin-dependent protein catabolic process; regulation of MAP kinase activity.
CCUAAUUCUGUUCCUAUAAUUUAUGAAUGUAUGAGGUGACAUUUCAUGUCGGAACCCUUCCUCAGAUUGUUUCUUUGCUUCUAAAUUAAGCUAGUGGCCAUUUAGGAAGGAACUGCAGAUGCUGGUUUAAACCGAAGAUCGACACAAAAAGCUGGAGUAACUCAGCGGCUCAAGCAGCAUCACAGAAGACAAGGAAUAGGUGACGUUUCGGGACUCAAGGAGGGUCUAGAGUAGGAGGCGGGUCUUGGUGAUCUAAGAUCCGCCCGCCCUCUUCUGUUCACCACUGGGAAAGAUAUUUGAAACAGGGUGUUGUUUUUUUCCAGCCCUUCCCCUGUUGUGUUGCCAAUGGGCCCGUGUUGCUCGGCGAGGAUGUUGCAAUAAGCGAAGCAGCCAACGUCAGCCAGCUCAGACCGAGAGUGAAAGCGCGUAGCUCAGUAAUAAUUCACCAAGAUUACAGUAGCCUCUCAUUAUAAAGCUGCCCGGCCACUGAUCAGUCAGUACCAGCCUCAGAUUCACAUCGGAUUCCCCCCUUUUUUAAACAACCAAAGGACAAUUCUACCGACCAGAAACAACUUGCACUUUCCCUACCUUCUCCAAUGGAAGUUUUCAACUAAGCUUAUCUUUUAAUUUAAUUUCGAGGAAUUACAGAAGAAUCAUUCAUCUGCGGAAAAUAUUGGGAACUCUCCCUUACAACUGGACAUGCCGCCCGUGGUUCAAUACCGACCCUAACUUGGGAGGGAAUUUCGUUCCACUGUGAGUUUUACACGUGGGGGAAACUCGGAGAAGCAAACGAGAGACAAAGUAAUCUACUGGAGAAUCGGUGUCCAGGAACUUUUCAUACAACAGGGUGGGGAAUAAAAGAGAAACGGAAGGAUAUUGCUUUGUAACACGUCGUUACUAUAUAACCAGAAGUAGCCAACAGAUCCCCAUGAGUGUGAAUACCCAGAUGCCUCUCCCUUCACAACAUGCUCGGCUGAAGAGGGUAGACUUUGACGACACCGAUGACCCCGACUUUCCCAAAUGCAAGCGGGUGCGUUUGAGUCAACUCUCCAUCCCAGCCUUGUCGCCCUGCCUCGGCUCGCCCUCCCCAACACCCUCCUCCUCCACCACCGAUGACAACAAUGCGUCACGCAUCGGACCCUACCUCCUGCUUAGUCCCACGGAGACUAACAACUCCUACAGAGCCAUCCACACUGACACGGAACGGGAAUACAUCUGCAAGGUGUUUUCCAUGAGGCACUACAAUGAGGUGAUAGCUCCGUACGCCCGGCUCCCUCCGCACCCCCACGUGGGGCAGCUGGCGGAGGUGAUCGCGGGCGAGUGCAAGGCCUACGUGUUCUUCCCCUGCGGCCAGGGCGACAUGCACUCCUAUGUGCGGGCCUGCAAGCGGGUGCAGGAGGAGGAGGCAGCCGGGCUGUUCCUGCAGAUGGUGGAGGCUGUGGCGCAUUGUCACGGACACGGCGUGGUGCUGCGCGACCUCAAACUGCGCAGAUUUAUCUUCACAAACCGCCGCAGAAACAAGCUGUGUCUGGAGAACCUGGAGGACUCGUGCCUCCUGAAGGGGGACGAUGAUUCCUUGAUGGACAAGCAUGGCUGCCCGGCCUAUGUGGGCCCAGAGAUCCUCAACAGCAAGCAGUCAUACUCGGGGAAGGCAGCAGACGUCUGGAGCCUGGGGGUGAUCCUGUACACCAUGCUGGUGGGACGCUACCCCUUCCAGGACACCGAGCCCGCAGCACUCUUCACCAAGAUCCGCCGCGGACUCUUCACCAUCCCCGAGAGCCUGUCGCCCAAAGCCAAGUGCCUCAUCCGGUGCCUCCUGCGACGAGAGCCAGCGGACAGACUGACGGCCAGCGAGAUCUUGGACCAUCCUUGGUUCAAGUCCAACUUCCACCUGUCCUCCAACUCCAACCCGUUGACUGAUCAGCUGGUGCCAGAUGGUUACACGGACAACCUGAACGAUUUGUAGAGAGACAUUGAGUUUUAUUUUUGUUGUAACAACUGAUUAAGAAAGUAUUUUAAAAAAGAGUCAGGGUUUUGCCUCGCUUGCCUGCAGAUUGGACAAGGAUCUUAACCAUUCAGACCGUGGAGUGCUCUGAAGCAUGCAGUUCUAACCGGGGGUUCUAGGUUACAGCCAGUGAUCACAAACCUGACAUCUUGUGACGUCCAGUCUCCGUCUCGGAAGAACAAAACGCAGGGAAUUGCUUGGACAGGGAUGGGCGAUCCUUCCAAAACUCAGGCACGCUUUUCCCAAGGGGAGGAAGUCUCUGGACACCGUCCUUUGUGUUGUUAACGGGAUUGGCUGGGAGCAACGGAUGGUGAUGGAAAUACUCCCUGUGCAAGGGAUGGAGACCAAUCACUGAGACCUGACGUAAAUCAGUUGCCCGCUGAGCCUUUCUUUGCCCCUUUGAUGGGGGCAUUGGUUGGUUGGUUCAUUGUGCCUUUUCCAGGAUUUUUCAAGCCAGGGACCAAAGUCCUUUAUUAUUCCUGCACUCUGUGAAGAGAUUUUGAAGGGGUGGGGGUUGGGCAGCUAUGAUUUGGGAUGUGAAGCUCCCUAUUGCAAUGAUGUGAAUUGUCUAAACUGCCCACAAUCUGCCCAGAUGGUGAACUGGUGGAAGAGAGUUUGCGUUAUGUGGCUGUGCAAUAUUAAUGGACAUUACUGGUGCUUUUGAGGAACAGAGACCAGAUGGACCAGCUUUGCUUGUUGUCAUUUCGAGCCGAUUACUACUGUGUGCCACACAAUUCCAAGAAGCUGAGGCCCAACACUUGAUACGAUCAUAUUUACAGCCUCUUCAGUGUUUACAGACCAGAACACAGAGAUCUGGAGGCUCCUUCGUUGGUUGGGACUGUUCUAAAAUGAUUGGACAUCAAACCAAUACUGUCCUCUUAUUUACUUGCCUGCAGAGCACAGUAGUAAUUGCCUGUGCUCCUCAUAGCACCAGGGACCCCGGUUCGAUCCUGGCCUGGUGUGCUGCUAUCUGUGUGGAGUUUGCAUGUUCUACCUGUGACCGCAUGGGUUUCCUCCCAUAUUCCAAAAGGCGUGUUUUUGUGGCCUCCAUAAAUUGCCCCUAGUCUGUAGAAAGCGGAUGAGAAAGUGGGAUAACAUGGAAAGAGAUUGAAAGGGUGACUGAUGGCCGGUGUGGACCCGGUGGGCCAAAGGGCCUGUUUCAUGCUGUACCUCUAAACAUAAACAAGAACAUGCACUACUCUGCUAUAGGCUGCCCCUCUCCUUCCAUUACAAGGAGCCUUUAUUCAAAUAAUCAGUUACAAAGAACUGGAAAGAUGAAAACUGCCCAGCAGUUUGCAAACAUCUUUCAAUGAAUCAUCAUGUUACAAUGUUGUCGUCCUCAACAACAAUGCAUUCAUUCCUUCCCCACCCCACCCCACCCCACCCCACCCACAGCGGUCAGCAUUCAUGGAAGGCCUGCACAGACACUGCGUGUUCCCUCUCCAGGGACAUGUGGGCACGGACACAGACCAGGAAGAGGGGCAUCCUGCCCAUCCUCAACCAAAGACGCACCCGGGGGGGGGCCAAACACCACGAAUGAUAGACACAAAAUGCUGGAGUAACUCAGCGGGUCAGGCAGCAUCUCUGGAGAAUGGGAAUAGGUGAAUAUGUCAGAACCCUUCUUCAGGCUGAAAGUAGAGGUGGGGGGGAGGGAGAAAUAAACUGAAGGAGAGAAAAAGCCAAGAUCAAACCAGGGCCGGCAACAGAUGACCUCAGGAAGGGUGGAGCCCAUAAUGGCCCAUUAUUGGCUGGGGAAGAAUAUGGUAACAAGGAUGCGAACAGUGGAACUGGUAGGAUGACUAGUGGGGGGGGGAGGG